This is a messenger RNA of Ostrea edulis (European flat oyster), 1685 nucleotides long. RefSeq names its product extracellular tyrosine-protein kinase PKDCC-like. Bases 304 to 1440 code for a protein of 378 amino acids. The transcript has a single exon. Lineage: Eukaryota; Metazoa; Mollusca; Bivalvia; Ostreida; Ostreidae. The record is from RefSeq and is a predicted model, not a curated record. Gene Ontology annotation, molecular function: ATP binding; non-membrane spanning protein tyrosine kinase activity. Gene Ontology annotation, biological process: protein phosphorylation.
UGCGUUUGGAGAACUUGAUAAAGCAUCGCAUUCCUGUAUUUAUAUUGAGACACAGUUAUUAAACAAUGUGAGAAUUUGGAAAUUACAAAAAAAUUUAUCUCAGUGUGUUUCUUUUUGGACAACAUAUUCUUAUUAAAUAAUAUCUUCCCACUGGAGUUGGAUUUCGCAAGAAAAACCCCAUAACAAUGUCUGAAGAGGAUACUAUCGGAAAAGAAACAGCGAUGCAAAUUGAUUUAUGAAGUAAGUAAGAUUGAUGUGCAUUAAAAGCCAGAUUCAAAACGAGUUACUAGUUAUGCAGUUACGAUGACACGGCGAGGACUCGUGCGAUGUACGAUGCUAUUUCUGCCGCUCGUUCUCUACUUGUACUUUUCCGUAGUGUUCGAGCUCAUGGCCAAUGUGUCGGAGGAGGACGCUGUUCACAAAGAGAUAACACACACAGCUCUCGCCUCCAAAACGACUAUUUCUUAUUUCCGAAAGACUAAACCGGUUGACACAAGUUUUCGUGAAAAAACGUUACGAUAUCAACGUAGAAAUGACAGUGAUUCUGUGAACCCUUGUGAGGGAUAUAAAACGAAAUGUCUAUACAAGAAUGCACUUUUCACGUGCGAAAAUAUCAAUCAGAUUGAACUCCGUGAGAAAAUAGGACACGGUGUCACAAAGCAGGCGUUUCUCGGGUUUUACAGAGGAGAGAAUGUGGUAGUUAAAAUGGUGACACGUCACCAGAAAGAGGCUCGGGAGUGUUUGGAUGGGUUGUCGGGUAGUGCUCGAUCAGACGGGUUUAAACGGUCAAGGUGCUUUAUAUUUCCAACAAUGAAAUUAAUGAAAGAAAUUCUAUUACUUCAACAACUACAACAUGAAGGAUUUCUGAGAUUACUGGGAUACUGUGUACGGAGCGAGGAGUCGGACAGCACGGACCUGACAGAACACGGUGUGGUCGCAGUGUAUGAAAAAGGAACGAGUAUCUCUGUAGCAAAAUUAACAGACCUCCCCGUGCGGGAUAAAAUUCUCCAAUCUCUGCAUCUGAUUUCAUUUUUUCAGUAUUUGGCAAAUUCACCGCUAGGGUCAUUGAGGAUAAGAGACUUCAAAAUAGACCAUUUUCUGAUGGUGAAUUCUACUAUAAAGAUGAUUGAUUUAGAUGACGUAGACAACUUAGAACCAUCGUGUGACGCGUACUCCGUGGAGAGCAACACGCGGCGACAUCCCUGCAGAUACGGGAUCAGCUGUGAGAUGGGGUUAUGUCAAGGUCACAACGCCAAACGCAACUUGGAGCGGGCGAGCGAAUUAUUCUUCAGGCAUCUCCUCUCCCCUGAUGCCUUUCCAAGAAAGUGUUUUCAACUGCUACAGGACAUUAAUCAGAGUCUGCGCGAAUUGUCAUUGAAUUAUAACGGUAUACGAAGAUCACUGACGAAAUUAUUGAACUCUGUCAUUAAUCUGCAUUAACGGCUGCUUUCAGGGGCCCGUUUUAUGGAGUAAAUCCCAUUAUUCAUUCCAUUUAUUGACCUCCAUGUUUUAAGUUUACCCUAAUGCAUGGUUUUAUAAGCUGAAAUUCCUGUACUGUCUCUACCAAAAAAAACAAAAAACCCAAAUCCUAUCUCACAAUGGUGAAUCGACAGACGGCAGUUGGAAAUUGCGUGUCACUAAAUGCCUGAACCAUAUGAUAGAUUUGAUAAAAAAAACAUCUUGCU